GCAGCUGGCGUUUCCAUGGGCGCCAUCCCCCCAGGUCCAUUUUGCUUCUUCCGUUCCGCUUUCAUCCUCCUCUUGGACUUGGCCUCUCUCGACCUGCUACUAAACACUCCGGAUUAGUCGUCGUUGUCUGCAGCGAGGAACAAAAGAUAGCCAUAAUAACAGCAGAGCACGACCAUUUUGGACUCCCAACAAGGACCAGCAGGGGCAGGGCAAUUAAUUAAACGAGCACUGACGCCAGCCAGCCAUGGCGUCCAAGGGGAUCCUUAAAAACAGCGGCUCCCGCCGCAUGCCGCCGCAGGGCGCCGGCAGCAGGCCGCCCACGGCGCCCACGUCGGCGCCCACGGUCGUCUUCGGGCGCCGGACCGACUCUGGGCGCUUCAUCAGCUACUCUCGCGACGACCUGGACUCGGAGAUCAGCAGCGUCGACUUCCAGGACUACCACGUCCACAUCCCCAUGACGCCCGACAACCAGCCCAUGGACGAGGACGACAGCGGCACAGCCAGGGCCGAGGACCAGCGCUACGUCUCCGGCUCGCUCUUCACCGGCGGCUUCAACACCGUCACCCGCGCGCAUGUCAUGGACAAGCCCGACGGCGACGCCGCCGGGCGCCGCGGCGGCGGCGGUGCCAAGGGACCCAGCGCGUGCAUGGUCGAGGGGUGCGACGCCAGGGCCAUGCGCGACGCCCGCGGCGAUGACGUCCUCCCCUGCGAGUGCGAUUUCAGGGUCUGCGUCGACUGCUUCACCGACGCCGUCAAGGCCGGCGCCGGCGUCUGCCCGGGGUGCAAGGAGCCUUACAAGAACACCGAGUGGGAGGGCCUUGGCGCCGGCGCGGCCGAGGAGGUCACGCGGGCGCUCUCGCUGCCCCGCGGGCCUGCGGGCGCCAACGGCCACAGGAUGGAGAGGCGCCUGUCGCUGGUCAAGCAGGCCAACGUCAACCAGUCCGGCGAGUUCGAUCAUAACCUCUGGCUCUUCCAGACCAAGGGCACCUAUGGCUAUGGCAACGCCAUCUGGCCCCAGGAUGAAGCAGACGACGACACCGACGGCGGUGCCCCGGCUGGGCAUCCCAAGGAGCUCUUAACCAAACCGUGGCGCCCGCUCACCCGCAAGCUCAGGAUUCCAGCAGCCGUCAUCAGUCCUUACAGGCUCCUCGUCCUCAUCCGCUUGGUCGCACUGGCCUUCUUCCUCAUGUGGCGCAUCAAGCACCAAAACGAGGACGCCAUCUGGCUCUGGGGAAUGUCCAUUGUCUGCGAGCUCUGGUUCGCCUUCUCAUGGGUACUGGACCAGCUCCCGAAGCUGUGCCCCAUCAACCGCGCGACAGACCUCUCUGUGCUCAAGGAGAAGUUUGAGACGCCCACGCCUAACAAUCCAACAGGCAAGUCGGAUCUCCCUGGAGUCGACAUCUUCGUGUCAACCGCUGAUCCAGAGAAGGAGCCGGUCCUGGUCACAGCGAACACAAUUCUCUCCAUCCUCGCGGCGGACUACCCCGUCGAGAAGCUUGCGUGCUACCUAUCGGACGAUGGAGGGGCGCUGCUCACCUUCGAGGCGAUGGCUGAAGCGGCGAGCUUCGCCAACCUCUGGGUGCCAUUCUGCAGGAAGCAUGACAUCGAACCCAGGAACCCGGACAGCUACUUCAACCUGAGGAGAGAUCCCUUCAAGAACAAGGUGAAGCCAGACUUCGUCAAGGACAGGAGGCGCGUCAAGCGUGAGUACGACGAGUUCAAGGUCCGUGUGAAUGGCUUGCCAGAUGCCAUCCGCCGCCGCUCCGACGCGUACCACGCCCGCGAAGAGAUCCAGGCCAUGAAUCUUCAGAGGGAAAAACUGAAGGGCGGCGGUGACGAGCCGCCGUUCGAACCGGUGAAGAUUCCCAAGGCGACAUGGAUGGCUGACGGCACUCACUGGCCCGGCACCUGGCUCCAACCUUCGCAGGAUCAUGCUCGAGGUGAUCACGCAGGAAUCAUACAGGUCAUGCUGAAACCACCAAGCGACAUGCCCACCACCAUGUACGACGCGGCUUCCAAGACACCUCUUGACUUGGCAGGAGUGGACACUCGGCUCCCAAUGCUGGUGUACAUGUCGAGGGAGAAGCGCCCAGGAUACGACCACAACAAGAAAGCAGGCGCGAUGAACGCACUGGUCCGCGCAUCGGCGAUCAUGUCCAACGGCCCGUUCAUCCUCAACCUGGACUGCGACCACUACAUCUACAACUCCAAGGCCUUGAGGGAGGGCAUGUGCUUCAUGAUGGACCGCGGCGGCGACCGCCUCUGCUACGUGCAGUUCCCGCAGAGGUUCGAAGGCAUCGACCCUUCCGAUCGCUAUGCCAACCACAACACGGUUUUCUUCGACGUCAACAUGCGCGCGCUCGAUGGUCUUCAAGGGCCGGUGUACGUUGGCACUGGGUGCCUCUUCCGUCGAAUCGCGCUCUAUGGCUUCGACCCACCCCGUUCCAAGGACCACAGCCCAGGGUUCUGUAGCUGCUGUCUCCCACGCCGCCGCAAGCCGUCAGCAGCUUCCCGCGAGGAGACCAUGGCUCUUCGCAUGGGCGGUUUUGAUGGAGACAGCAUGGACCUUGCGACGUUCCCAAAGAAGUUUGGGAACUCAAGCUUUCUCAUCGACUCCAUCCCGGUAGCAGAGUUCCAGGGCAGGCCCCUGGCUGACCACCCAUCUGUGAAGAACGGCCGCCCACCUGGCGCUCUCACAAUCCCUCGUGAAAUGCUGGAUGCGUCCAUUGUGGCAGAAGCGAUCAGUGUGGUCUCGUGCUGGUACGAGGAGAAGACGGAGUGGGGGAUAAGGGUGGGGUGGAUCUAUGGCUCCGUCACCGAGGAUGUCGUCACAGGGUACCGCAUGCACAACCGUGGAUGGAAGUCGGUGUACUGUGUCACGCAGCGUGAUGCCUUCCGCGGCACUGCUCCGAUCAACCUUACCGAUCGGCUUCACCAGGUGCUUCGAUGGGCCACUGGCUCGGUUGAGAUCUUCUUCUCCCGCAACAAUGCGUUGUUUGCCAGCUCCAAGAUGAAGGUGCUCCAAAGGAUCGCAUACCUUAAUGUUGGUAUCUAUCCCUUCACGUCCAUCUUCCUCAUUGUCUACUGCUUCCUUCCAGCACUCUCCCUCUUCUCAGGACAGUUCAUUGUGCAAACGCUCAACGUCACCUUCCUGACAUACCUACUCAUCAUCACCGUCACCCUUUGCCUCCUGGCCAUGCUGGAGAUCAAGUGGUCUGGCAUUGCUCUCGAGGAGUGGUGGCGGAACGAGCAGUUCUGGCUCAUCGGUGGAACCAGCGCCCACCUGGCUGCUGUGCUGCAGGGCCUUCUAAAAGUGGUUGCAGGGAUUGAGAUCUCAUUUACGCUCACUUCAAAACAAGUGGGUGAUGAUGUAGAGGAUGAAUUUGCGGAACUGUACAUAGUGAAAUGGACAUCGCUAAUGAUACCGCCGCUCACCAUCAUCAUGAUCAACCUUGUGGCCAUUGCUGUUGGCUUCAGCCGGACGAUCUACAGCACAAUCCCGCAAUGGAGCAAGCUGCUUGGGGGAGUGUUCUUCAGCUUCUGGGUGCUUGCUCAUCUGUAUCCAUUUGCCAAGGGGCUCAUGGGAAGGAGAGGAAGGACGCCCACUAUUGUGUAUGUCUGGUCUGGACUCGUCUCCAUCACCAUAUCACUGCUCUGGAUUGCAAUCAAGCCUCCAUCACAAGCUGCCAACUCACAAUUCGGUGGGUCAUUUUCUUUCCCUUGAUCCAGUAUCUUCAAACCAAUAUGUCUUACUGGAUGGAUCAGGAAGUUACAAGAGGCAACAAGAAAUUCAGGUUUUGCAGCAUAUCAAAAAAAAUGCCCUGUGGUUUAGACAACAGGUCACUGUGCAGCUCAGUUUCAUUACAAAGUGGAGGACAUAGGAUGUAUCUAUUCUAGCACCUUAAAAGGUGGAACCACUGUUUUGAUUCUUUCUUUAUUUGUUCUUUUAUUUCUUUAGAGUUCGCUCUCAUUUGAAUCAUAUGUGCCUUAAAAAAGGUGUAAUACGUUGUUAGCAUCUAAAAGGUUUUCUCAAGAGCUUAUUGUCGGCGUUUAGUACCGGCAAAGCA
This is a messenger RNA of Zea mays, 4067 nucleotides long. RefSeq names its product cellulose synthase-like protein D1. Gene Ontology annotation, molecular function: cellulose synthase (UDP-forming) activity. Gene Ontology annotation, biological process: cellulose biosynthetic process. The record is from RefSeq and is a predicted model, not a curated record. Gene Ontology annotation, cellular component: membrane. The coding region runs from base 245 to 3724 and encodes 1159 amino acids. NCBI's taxonomy places the organism in Eukaryota, Viridiplantae, Streptophyta, Magnoliopsida, Poales, Poaceae. The transcript is spliced from 5 exons.